AUGAUCAAGGUCAAAGGCACCGCCAAGGUGUUUCCGCCCGACGGGGACAAAGAGCUCUUGAUUUUGGCGCCAUUAGCUGAUUCUCUAUCGCCGGAAGUCCGCGCAAUCACAGUCGACGAUGAUGGGCUCCUUACUGAGGUUUCGACAGAUCCGGAAGAUGACGAGACUGACUUUAUCGCAUAUCCUCCCAUCUCACUCUGUGGGUCGCUUGCCGAUUGCCGUACAGUCCAGCACGCUAAGCUGCAAGAACUCGAUAGACUUGGUCCAUUUAUUGACCUUGUGUCAUACGAAGACGAGGCUGGGAUUCCUCAAAAGGUUGCUUUUAAGUUCAACGUCUUAGACAAGCCUCUGAGACUACAAAUGGCCUGGGAUGAGCUUAACAUUCUCAAAAGUCUACCGCCGCAUCCUAAUAUGGUACCAUUUGAUCGUGUUGUCCUUGACGAGUGUCGGGUGAUUGGAUUCACGACAAAGUAUAUUCCAGGUGAAAUUCUCGCCAAUUCAAAGGUCCCUUUUCGAUUUCAGUGGUUGCAACAGCUCACUCAACUCAUGGAUUUCCUCAACCUAGAAUAUGGGAUCAUGCAUCAAGAUAUUGCACUCCGGAAUCUACUUGUCGAUCCCCGCACGCAUAAGAUUCUUCUCUUCGACUUCGACCGGGCUACAGUCGGAAAGAAAAACCUACAAGAGGGCCGAGAUGACGUUAGUGCCGUUGCGUACACACUCUACGAACUUAUCACCAAUAAUACCUCCUUUUCGGAUAUCCCCCACUGGGAGCGAAAUAUAGAUAUGGUGCAAAGUAUCUCGGAGUGGACUAGUCAUCGCGAACUGGACUCUGAGGUAACGAAAUUCCGCAACUUCCUGAAUAAAUGGGUAGCAACGCGAAGAUCCGACGUGGACGGGGACAUGAAACGAUAUCUCAAUGCACCAAACCGGCUUACAUUGCCGGACCUACCAAUACCGCCCGAGUAUAAUGUACCAUUCCAGUUGGGUACAAUAGACGGAAAGCCAAGGUGGAUAACCGGCCAUCGGUUUAGAAGAACUGCAAUGAAGUUGGGGCAGUAUUGCUUUCGCUGGGAGAGGCCACCGCAGAGCCGCUUGUUGAACAAGGCUAGUGUCGAAUAG
Molecule: messenger RNA, 1119 nt
Organism: Penicillium vulpinum
Lineage: Eukaryota; Fungi; Ascomycota; Eurotiomycetes; Eurotiales; Aspergillaceae
Exons: 1
Coding region: 1-1119 (372 amino acids)
Biological process (GO): protein phosphorylation
Molecular function (GO): ATP binding; protein kinase activity
Source: RefSeq, a predicted model, not a curated record